Molecule: messenger RNA, 2487 nt
Organism: Daldinia vernicosa
Lineage: Eukaryota; Fungi; Ascomycota; Sordariomycetes; Xylariales; Hypoxylaceae
Product: tannase-domain-containing protein
Exons: 2
Coding region: 528-2363 (611 amino acids)
Source: RefSeq, a predicted model, not a curated record
AUGAGAUCUUCAUUGUUCCCGCGGGUAAGAAACCCCGCACUUGACAAUGAAUACAAUGAAGCAAAGGCACGAGGUCAUAAGCAACUUGGAGAAACGGCCUGGCCAGACUUGGGCUAGGUAAGCUAGACCGACCAGACUAGACUAUUCCACUACUAUAUUCCCCGGAACGUAUACCAUUCUAGUGGAUAUAGAUCUCCAAGUUUACCCCAGAUAAUGUUUCGCUAGGUCGAGACUUGCAGCACCAGUGGUAUGGUCACACAGGGAUGCCACGCUGAGCCAAAGUCUUUGUAUGUGACUUGUACCCCAACCUCCCUUCCACAACUUCUUCCAUGCCAAGGUGGCCCACGAGCUUGGCCAUGCGUGGCCGGUAGGUUUAUCAAGACGAAUAUAUACAUAGAUGAUGCAUGUUGAUAGGCGUGUGUUCCCGGUGGCAUAUAUAUUAUCUCAACUUCAGCCUGAAGUAGCACACGUAAGCGUUUACUCUCCAAAAGAGCAGUUUCCAUUGCAAAUCAGCGUGGCGGCAUGAUAUGUUAGCGAUGAUGUGCUCAGGCCUUCUCCAAUUUUCCGUUAGAACCCUUGCGGUGACGGCCUUAGCUGCUACUUUCGCUUCUUCUACGUUAGCGAAGAGUAAUCAUGACGGCGAAAACAACGACAACGACAACGGCCGUAGGCAGGUCGGUGGCGUGAGCUGCGAUGCCGCGACCUUCGCCAGCGUACUUCCGGCCGCAGCCAAAGUAGAGACGGUCGAGUACGUCAGCGCCGGAGGCACCUUCGGCGAGCCUUUGACAGAUCUUAUGUAUCCGAUCCCGCCGACGAACUUGCCGGAACUAUGCGCCGUUAUCAUAUCUGUCGCUUCGUCACCGGUUUCAUCGUAUAGGUUCGGAAUAUUCCUACCGGCAGAGUGGAACGGCCGUUUCCUCGCCGUCGGAAAUGGAGGUUUCGGAGGCGGUAUCAACUGGUUGGAUAUGGGCGCUGGUGUUAGGUACGGCUUUGCCGUUGUGUCAACGGACACAGGCCAUAACUCAACGACUGGCGACAUCCUCUGGGCUCUCAACAAUCCUGAGAUGAAGGAGGACUGGGGUUGGCGCGCCCUACAUGGUACCGUACUAUUAGGCAAAACCCUUGUCACAACCUAUUACGAAAAGCCCAUCGGCCAUUCAUACUAUAGCGGAUGCUCGACGGGCGGUCGGCAAGGGCUUAAGGAAGUGCAGAUUUCUCCCGGUAGCUUUGACGGAGUGCUUGUUGGCGCUCCGGCUUGGUAUACAAGCCAUCUUAAUACUUGGAUCUGCAAAAUUGCUAUGUAUAACUGGCCUGCUGACGACCCUAAGCAUAUCGACUGGGAAACGCUACCGCCUAUCGGUGCCGAGGUCGUUCGCCAGUGCGACGACAUCGAUGGCGUCUCCGACGGCAUUAUCAGCUUACCAGAACAGUGUAAUGUAAACUACGACGCCCUACAAUGUAGUAAUGGCAGCAGUACCGCGGCAUCCGACUUUGCCAAUUCUGACAAUUGUCUAAACGACGCGCAGAUUGACACUUUGAAAAAGAUGUACACGGGGUUUACACUUGACUCAACAGGCGAGCGCGUGAUGCCGGGACUACUCCCCGGGUCCGAGAACCAGAUGUACACGGUACUCAACUACUCGGACGCAAGCCCGUACGGUCUAGGAUACAUCCGGUACUUCCUCUUAGACAACCCGCUGUGGGAGGCAUCGCAGUACAACGACUCGAUACUUCAGCUAGCCGAGAUGUUAGACCCGGGUAAUGCCACGGCCAACGACUACAACCUAACGACGUUCCGCGACCGCGGCGGCAAGAUGCUGCUAUACCACGGGGCCUCGGACGGCCUGGUCCCCACCACAGCCGGCAGCUUGUACUACGAACGCGCGGUAGACACGACGAGCGGCGGCGACGUAAACGCCACGCGCGAAUUCUUCCGCCGCCUCGAGAUCCCGGGGAUGCAGCACUGCGGACUAACAGCGGUGGACGCGCCGUGGGCUCUCGGCGGCGCCAGCCAGGCCGCUUCCCUGGGGAACGACACGUACUCGGUGCCCGGGUUCGCGGACUCGCAGCACGACGUCUUGCUCGCGCUUAUCGACUGGGUGGAGAAUGGGAAGCCGGUCGAUCAGGUUGUUGCUACGACGUGGAAGAGCCAGCGGGAGCCGUCGUCGGGGGUGCUGCGGCAGCGGCCGAUUUGUGCGUAUCCGGAUACGGCGACGUGGGAUGGUACGGGGAAUGUGGAUGAGGCUGCGAGCUGGAGUUGCGGUGGCGACAACUCCAGCAAUGUAGCGAACAGCGCCGGUUCGCUGGCGUAUAUGAACCCCUUUUCGGUUAUCGUAGAUGUAUUCAAGGCUUUUGCUAUGUGACUUAGGGACGGAGGUUUAUGAUUGUAUUAAUUUGCUUGGUUCAAAGCCAGUGAGUAUGUUAUGAAAUGGGUGGGUUGUAUAUAGCCGUCAUAGAGAUGUACGUAGGUAGCUACUUAGAUUAAGG